AUGCUGAUCCCGGCGUGGGUCAGGAUGUCUGGCAAGACAGCUGUGGUGCUGGAUGGCAGAAGAGUGGGAGCAGGCAUCUUUGCGGCCUACUUCGAAGGCCCCCUGACGAGACGAGCCCUCCUUCACAAAGUUGGCAUGGGAAUGGAUGAGGGCAUUUCCGUGUUCCUGUUUGGCUCGUUACAACCGAUGAAUGAUGAGCAGCGGGAACCUCCAAGUCAAGGAGGACUUAUCCUUUUCCUCCGGCGUGGGGAAGUUCCGGAAUGGGCCACGGAGCUUGAGGAUAGACUGACUGACCCCACCAGAUGGAGACCUGAAGUUGAUCAUCCUCAACAUCUACCAGGACGUCACAUUGAAUUCCAAGGAGAAGAACAAACGUUUCUUCACCAGCUGGACAGGAAUGCGGCGCCGGACCCGCAGCGAAUGGCGGAUCAUGCCUUUGGGGCCCAUCAAGGGGAAGUGUGGCUUAGAGCCCCCACCCAGAGACCUAUGAGGAUGUACGCCAGGGGAAAAAGAGUUCAUUCGAUCAUUGCGGUGCUCAGUGCUGCACGGUAUCCCAGGGACAACACGAAGGUUGUGUUCCUCGACACCAGACCCAUCGGGCUCUGGCCGCAAUGGGUCGCUAUCCCUGGAGACCUACUGGACCCGGGAGCGUAUGCAGAGGGACUCCAAAUUCCCUAUAUCGAAGGCUACUCCUUGAUCAUCAAGGGAGGGCAACGACAUCGAGAUGGAGUCAGGAUCCGGGUUCUGGACGGAGAGGUCAUUGAGUUCCUCCUGAAAAGAUCUGAUGAGGUCACGCCUACGUCGUCUAGCCUAGAGCCGGACUCUAGUGAUGACGACGAUGACCACGGCGGGGACGAUGGGGACGACAACGAUCACCCCAUGCCAAACUCCAGUGACUUCUCGGACCCCUCACCGCCAGCUGGAGAAGGACCUUACGGACCACCGCCCCCCCGUCCGGUCAACGAAGAACGUAGUCGCUCCCCUAGAAGAGAGGACCGCAACCAUGGAGGCCAACCAGGUGAAGAUACAAGUGAAGGUCGCCAUCUACGACUGAGUGACCAUGUGCCACUGCCGGUCUACGACCUCACGGAUCAGUACAUUCCACUGCCCCACAAUGAAGAAGACCUUUGGGCCCUCUGCAAGCCAUGGGGAAAUGAAUGGAUUGUACAGCAAAUACCCGAGCUGAAUUGGCAUCCAGCCACUGCCAGCGAACUCCAUGGACAGAUGGCAUGGUCAGACCUGUUGGCGGCCAACAGCGGGGAGCACGUGGAACUUUGCCUCUACACGGACGGUUCUGCUGACCUCAAAGCGGGCCAAAGUGGUUAUGCGGUGACGAUACUCCUCAAGAUCGGAGCUGCGGCUGCCGUCUUUGGGAUCCUAGGAGGGCAACUACAUGGGAAUGAGCAAUCCCUGUGGGAAGAAACCAAUCAACCCUCGCUCGGUGCAGAGCAAGUUGCACUGGCUGCCGCACUACUUUGGAUCCUCCAGCUGAAAGCGAUGCUGCAGAAUGUGAAGGCCACCAUCUCCUAUGAUUGUUAUGCUGCCGGAAAGGCAGCAGAUGGACAAUGGGAAGCGCCCAACGAACUAGGAAUACGGACCUUCCACCUGUACCAUGCGAUCACUGCCCUUCCGGGCAUAGAGCUGGAAAUGAAUCAUGUCAAAGGACACAGCGGGCAUCCGUGGAAUGAAAUGGCGGACUGCAUUGCGAGAACUGCGGCCAAGGACAGGGAUAUCUUUGUCGGCCCCCCACCGGAAACCAUCCACACUUUCUUGAAACUGCAGCUGCAAUGGUUGGCACCGGCGAUCAAAGCCGCAAAAGAUGGUGCCCUACCGGUACGGCAUGGAUACCUUCAAUGGAGCGGCCAGCCCUUCCACGACCACUGCCUGGCCCCCAACGAUAUCAUCCCAGUGCAGGAAGGCGGGGCCGACGUGAACGGACAAAACCCGGCUUUCCGAACUAGGGCAGCCACCAUCAACAUCCAAGGCAUCUCGGGCAACCACCGAUACAUUGAGGAGCAAUUGAAUGACCUUGGGGUCAACCUGGUCUUCAUGCAAGAGACCAAGGAAAGACAAGGGAUGAUACGCGGGCCCCACUACCUGAGAUUCUCCACCGAAUCGGAAAGACACUUUGGUGUGGCCAUAUGGAUCCACCGGACCAUGGGCCUCCUCAACAUUGAUGGGGAGACGAAACAGGUCGAGGAGCAGAACGUGGUCACCCUGCUCCAAGGACCGCGUAUUCUGGCCCUAAAGAUCACUCUUCAGGAAGUGAAGAUUGCCCUGAUCGCCUCCCACUGCCCCCACGCUGGCCGAGCUGCAGAGCGAGAUGCUCAUCUACAGGAACUCAAGAAGCUGGCCGGCCAGGCCAAAAACAUGACGCUGGUCGUGAUCGGGACCGAUCUCAACGGAAGGUUACCACCGAACUACCGGCCGGCGACGGGGCCCCUUGAGUUUGACGAGCCCGACCGAACAGGUGAAAUCAUGGCUGACAUCAUGGCCGAACAAGGACAUCCCCGAGACGCUGGAGCACAGGCCCAAAAGCAGCAGCUCCUUUACAACUUGAUGGCGGCGGCGAUCAAAGUUGUGACCGCCAGGAUCAAGAAAACUAUCAUGGCGGCCAAGAACGAUUUCCUAAGCAACAUUGCGGCGGAAGCCAUGCCCCUCCUCGAAGACCCAAGAACGGGCCAACCCGCAGAAGCAGCGGGAGACAGGGACCGCAUCUGGCUGGAGCAUUUCGGCAAGCAAGAGCUGGGCACGGUUGAGAAGGUCACGGACUUCAUCAAGGUUGGCAUCAAAGGGGGCGACCCCGAGGAUGUGCAAUGGACAUGUCAGCUCCUACCUGACAUUUAUGAAGUGGCCAAGACGAUGCGAGCCGUCCCCAAAGGGAGAACGGCAGGACUGGACAACAUCCCCAGUGACGUCCUCGCACGUUGCCCCUGCAGACUUGCGGAAGCAGUUCAUCCCCUCUUUGUGAAGAGCCUCCUAGGAGGGACCCAGCCCCUUCAGUGGAGAGGGGGUAUCCUCUAUGAGGCCUACAAAGGAUCAGGACUGCAAUCCCAGGUCGACAACUUCCGGAGCCUCUUCAUUUCAAGCUUCUUGGGCAAGUCGCUGCAUAAAGCGCUGCGAAACAAGAUCCAGCAACAAGUUGAAAGCUUCCUUCAUCCGCUUCACUUUGGGUCAAGGAGACAUUCUCCGGUGAUGUUUCCAGCACUGUUUGUGGCAUCGCACCUGAGAAGGUGCAAGGCACAAAAAUUGAGUGCCUCAGUGUUGUUCAUCGACUCGAGGUCGGCCUAUUACAGGCUGGCCAGAGAGCUGGCGACUGGACCGAUAACCAGCGACACGGAGAUUGUCAAGAUCUUCCGCAUGUUUGGACUCCAAAAAGAAGACCUCGAUGAUCUCAUGGAGGAGGUCACUAAUGGAGGCAUGCUCCGACACGCUGGAGUCCCAGAGGCCAUCCAAAAGGCCACCGGUGACUUCUACAGAAUGACUUGGUGGGUCACGAAAUACAGCAACGGAGAAUUGCUGUGUCAUGCCAAGGCGGGCUCGCGCCCGGGCGAAGCGUGGGCGGACGUGCUGUUCGCGUUUAUCUACACGCGGGUGCUCUACAGGAUCCACGAGCACCUCGAAGGGGAAGGUAUCCUCUUCAAGAUGCCUCUGGACAAGGCUGCAGGAGUCCACCCGCCAGGCAGAGACACGACCCUCCACGACUGCUGGGACACUACGUGGGCAGACGACACGGCUCUGCUCACUGGAGCCGGCGCCAAAAAGGCGAGGAGGAAAACAUUCGGCAGCGGCAAGGCAGAGCUCUGGCUUGCAGAUCUGCAAGAGGCAGUACCAGUGGUCCAGGUGUACAAGCACCUGGGUGGUAUGGUCGAUGGAGCCAUGACCAUGAGUCAUGAAGUCCGCUACAGAAUGUCUAUGGCAGCCGCGGCCUUUGAGUCGGCCAAGAAGCUCAUCCUGCAAAACGAACGGGUGGCCCUCCAAGUACGAGGGCGAAUCUUCGAGGCCACCGUCACGCCGACGAUCUUCAACAUUGCGCUGUGGACUCCCGAAGGGAAGCAAUGGGAGAAACUCAGUGACGGGUACUCUAGGCAAGUGAGGAGACUUUUGGGCCGACAACUUGAAGGCCCUGAUCUCUUCCGCCUCCCGCUUUCCCUCGCGCACUGGGCCACGGGGUGCUGGCCACUUUACAUGAUUGCAAAAAGAGCGAGACUGAGCCUACUGGUCUCGCUAUGCAAAGCUGGACCCGAUGCCUUGUGGGCAAUGAUCCAGUUAGAGGGAACCUGGUGCCAGCAAGCGCUUCUUGACCUACGUUGGUUAGUUGAGGGCUUGGAGGACCAAUGGCCGGCGACCCGGAAGGAGAACUGGCCAGAAUGGUGGCACCUACUACGAGGGCAAGGACAGCGAGUCAAGAGGGUCCUGAAAAAGAAGAUGGCCAAGGACUUCGAGGCCUACAAGCGACAGGAGGCGGAAAGACUCUGCCUCUGGGGACUCAGCAAGGAGCUCGACAAAGACCGGCCUGGAGCGCAGCCUGAUGUGUCGUGGAGAUGCAGGCCGUGCGCUAAAGGAUUUGGCAGCCGUGCGGCGCUGUCGGUGCACUUCUUCGCCGCCCAUGGAAGGAUCGCCCGCUACAGAAAGCACGUUCGAGGAACGAAGUGCGCAGCAUGCGCGGUUGAGUUUUGGACGACGGGGCGACUCGAAGAUCACCUUCGUGCCAGCGGUGCAUGUGUGGACCAGCUCGAGGACCAGACCGCCGGGGAGAUCGAGAUCCAGCCAGGCUACGGCAGUCGUCAGCGACGGCAGAACGAGGCGGCCAACUUUACUCCCGCAGCAGCGCCUUCCGGUGGAACCCUACAGAGUGCCCGGACAAGGACAAUCCAACACCCUGGCGAGGCCAUGCGUCGGAAUGAAUGGGAAGAGGCCCUGUACAAGGGACUCUCUGACCUCCUCAUUGGGGAGCAUUGUCCGGGUCACGAAGUAGAGCUGCGAAGCAAAAUCCGGGAGGGAGUCAACUGCCACCCGCUUUACCCGGAGGAGUUUCAGAAGGUAAUUGACACGAUCCUGGAAGAGGCUGCAAGCCUGCAACAAGAUCCGGACCUCAGCCCGUGGGGUGCUCGGCAGUACGAGGUGAUCGUCGAGGCACUGACCGAGUCGUACGACCCGGGCGAGGCAGAUGCUAAUGAUCAAAAAAUCGAGACUGCCCUCCCCUACGCGGACUUCAAGAAGCACAUCGCAGACUACGAUUGGCAGCGCGCCAUUCAUGCACACAGGCAGGGAUACGAGACCCACGAAGAGUCACUUUUUGAGUUGGGCGAUGACUGGGAAGCUGCAUGGCAUCGUCAAAUGAGUGGCUUGAAGGUUGCAGCCGUGGCCCGUGACCUGUGUAGCCUACUGCCCCGGCCCUUGCAAGAUGCAUGGCGGGCUUUCAGGACAAGAAAGGAUGUGCGUAUUAGAGCGCCAGACAACUUCUGGUGCUCCACGCUCUCGAGGCCUUUUGGCCCAUUUAGAGAGCUCGCUUGCAAGCCAUAA
Symbiodinium sp. CCMP2456 is the source of this 5526-nucleotide messenger RNA. The record is from the annotation of a GenBank genome assembly. NCBI's taxonomy places the organism in Eukaryota, Dinophyceae, Suessiales, Symbiodiniaceae.